Messenger RNA from Zophobas morio, 2289 nucleotides. RefSeq names its product probable tRNA (uracil-O(2)-)-methyltransferase. The transcript has 3 exons. Bases 485 to 2242 code for a protein of 585 amino acids. The record is from RefSeq and is a predicted model, not a curated record. Gene Ontology annotation, molecular function: metal ion binding; tRNA (uridine) methyltransferase activity. Lineage: Eukaryota; Metazoa; Arthropoda; Insecta; Coleoptera; Tenebrionidae. Gene Ontology annotation, biological process: tRNA methylation.
UCACUACCAUGUGUCAAAGGUUACGUCACUUAACCCAGAAAAUUAAUUUUAAUUAUUAAUUCACGUGAAUUACAAAGAAACAGUUGUUUAUAUUUAUAAUAAUUCUAAUUAUUACAACACCUGUUCAAAGGAUUAUAGUUAAUUAUUUGUAAAAUAAUGAUGAACCUAACCUCACCUAACCUAACUUUUUGUCAGAACAUGCUAAAACUUUGUUAUCGAUAUUUCCAGCCACGUUUCACCCGAAAUACAAUAAAUUUUUGCACAUCGAAAGGUGACACGCCCCCGAAAGUUUUAUUCAAGUAUUUAAUACGUCAGUGUGAUAAAUUACCAGAGGGCCCCAAAAAACAUUACAAAUUUAUGAUUAAACAGAGUUUUAAACAACACGUAAAAGAAUCAGAUCCAGAGAGAAUUAGACAAAUUGUAGCGCGAUCAUAUGAGGAUGCUGACUGGGUUUUAAAAAAGUACCUUGAUAAGAAGAACUAGAAUGGACCAAAUUCCACUAGCGACUAGUUCUACCCUCCUCCCUUUAGAAAGCUUCUGGAAUUCAGUUUUAGUGUACCAUGAUAAACCCCACGUAGUCAACAGGAAACUAGCAACGGUUUCCCCAAUUUUUUUCUGCAAAAUUGGCUUCCAUUGCCCCCGCAUUAAACGCCUCCAUGAAAUUUUUACAUGGGAAGCGCUUAUUUACAAAAUUCGCAAAGCACAAGACUUCACAAAACUCACGCCUGAUUUUAUCAAAGCCGUUACAGAAAAUUACGACAAAGAAGCCACAAUCACAAACGUUACAAGAGAAGAUUUUCACAACAGCGUCGAUGGCCAGUUCAUUUCAUUGCGCGUUUUAUUUCCAAGACAGUCCCCACACAAAUGUCUCGAGGUUGUGAUUUUUGACAAAGAAAAGCGAACGGCGACGUUCUUUGCAGUGCAAGAGCAAGAUCACCCACUGGUAGCGCCUCGUUUUCCGUAUCACAUAGAGUUGACGCAAAGUGGGAAUCUAAGAAUCGUUUUGAACAAUUUUGAGGAUGCUGACACCAGUGCUGCCGAGUGGCUAUCAGAUAAAUUGUUUCCAAAAGUCUUGAAAUGGGCGGAAAAUGGUGUUCUUGAAGACGCAGGUGUUGGGUCCUUGAGUUUGAUAGCGUCUGACGAGUAUUACACGCUUUAUUCCAGUCUCAAAGAGAAGUAUGGGGAAAAGUUGGUACGACAGUGGCCUACCAAAGCAAAAACUGAUCCCCAAAAAUACAUUUUUGAGGAUAUUGCUAUUGCGACGUACUUAAUUUGUUUGUGGCGUAAGAUUGGAGCUCAGGAUAUCAAUUUCGUGGAUUGUGGCUGCGGUAACGGUCUAUUAGUGUACAUUUUAAACCGAGAAGGUUAUACAGGAUUUGGGUUGGAUGUUAGGAGCCGUAAAGUUUGGGAAUUGUAUUCAGAUCAAGCUGAUUUAAGAAUUGGGAUUGUCAAACCGGAUUCUACAUUUCCUCAAGCAACAUGGGUUAUUGGUAACCAUUCCGAUGAAUUGACCCCUUGGAUUCCCAUAAUUGCACUCAAUAGUUCAAACAGAACAAACUAUUUCGUUUUACCUUGUUGCCCAUAUGAUUUGAAUGGUUGUAAGUACGCACGAGUGAACAUUAAGUUGAGUCAGUAUGGAGACUACUUGGAUUAUGUUGAAAAUCUUUCAAAUAUGUGUGGCUUUACAACUUCCAUUGACAAAUUAAGGAUUCCGUCGACAAGGAGAGUCUGUUUGGUGGGUGUCAGAGACAAUUUUGAUGAUUCACAAAUUGGCGAAAUUAAAAAACAAAUUUCGAAUUUAAUUUCUGACAAUUUGAAGGAGUUUAAACCCAGAAAUGCGGUUGAACCCGUCCAGAAUUGCUCUCGUCUGAACAGAGACUUAAUCACACGAAUAACUAACUUUGUUGUUAAGGAAUUAUUGGAAACUUUGUCUCCUCUAAGACGGGAGUUUGACGGAAAAUCUUGGAAUCAAGGUGGAACAAGAAACUUGAACGAACUUUGUGAUAAAAUAUCCCCUGAAGAUAAACAGUCACUGAAAAAUGAAUGUGGAGGGCUACAAACUUUGCUCAAGAACCGUAAAUACAUAUUUAAUGUGCGCUGGGGCAUGGUAAAUUUACAGAAACCUUUAAGUUUAAAGGAAUCUAGCAAAUAUAAGGACAAACCUUGUUGGUUUUUCAAAAACCACCCAGAUGGGUGUCUCCAUCAAUCAGAAACUUGUGCUUACAAACACAUAGACGAUUAAUUUUAUUGUUUAUUAAAAAAGUUUAUCAAUAAACUUAAGAAAGAGCA